AAAUUCUCUAUUUUGUCCCGCCAUAGUUUGCAAUAUCUGCAUAUUUUUAGCAAAACGCAGAUAAGAUUUGAGCCGCUCAGAACACAUUCCCCCUAAUUUUUUGCAGAAUCAGGUAUCAGUAUCAGCAAUAUUCCACCCCAAAUAUAAGUUCUCUUCAAGCACCAAUCUGCAUUUAGUCAUAGACAGACAGUUUGAGCAGUCGCACCGUACCCUUGUCUUUAAUAAGUUGUUAGUAAGUGGAAUUUCCCAAUCAAAAAUGCACGCGUCAUUGCGAUUCGGUAUCGGAGUAGUCCUACUAGCAAUAUGCCUGCCCCAUCCAUUGCACGCGUUGCACGAUUUCGCUGGUAUGUGCCGCCUUUUCAAAAAUGGCACUCACAUCCGCAAGCCCGGCACCUGCGACGAGUACAUUGAAUGCAUAAACGACACGGGAGUACUACACACCUGUGCCGAUUCCCUGGUCUUUGAGCCAAGUUCACAGGAGUGCAAGAAGGCAACGGCAAGCAAUAGCAUUUACUGUGGCAACCUUUGCGAGGGAUUGAAUGGAAAAUGGGUAGCCGAUCCAACAGACUGCCAAAAUUAUUUCUACUGCAGGAAUGGCGAGGCCCUAGGCGGUCAUUGCGAGAAUUCGCAGCAUUUCAAUGAAACCACGCAGUCGUGCCAGUAUGGAGUCGACUCGCUUUGCGUGGACGUAGCAAAUAUAUGCGAAAUAUUGCCCGACAAGACCAAGUUUCGACAAGAGGAUGACUGUAACGAGUACUAUGAAUGCAAGAAUGGAAAGCAUACGCUUAAGACUUGCACGUCAACGCAGUACUUUGAUGUAGAGAUCGGCGACUGUGCGCCUAAAAGUAAAGUGAAAUGCACAGCGCAUUCCAAGAAGGAUGUAUGCUUGUCCAAAAAUAGUCCGAUUACUGGCUACCAAUCGGACGGCGCCACUUGCCGUGGCUACUUCUAUUGCGCCGACCUCGGUGCCGUUCCCGACAUCGAUCCCAUGUGGGCCCAGUGUCCAGAGGGCUACUUCUUCGAUGACAUUAACAAGAAAUGCGGCCUGCCCACUUCAGUGGUGUGCACACACAACCGUUGUGAAGGGCGUGGCACCAUGCUCGUUACCAGCAGCAGCAACGACUGCCACAACUAUAUUACGUGUGUGGACGGCGUCGAAGUUGAGGAGAGCACCUGCCAUUGGGAUUACUUUUUCGAUGAGUCAGUGCAAGGCUGCUCUAGUAAGAUUAUUUACGACGAGUGCUGUGAUGGUCGUGACUGAACUACUAGCCGUGUCAAUAUAUACAUACAUACAUAUUUGUACAUACGUAUGUAUGUGCAUAUGUGUGUGCGUACUAGGAUGUGUAGGUGUCAAUCAAAUAGUUGACAGCAGGAACGCACGUAUAGUUUGUUUAUGUGUACAUGUGAAUUGCAGUUGAUGUUUAAACCAUGUAUUUCCUGAACUUAACAUAUUUUUAUAAAAUCAGAA
Drosophila montana is the source of this 1468-nucleotide messenger RNA. Its product is annotated as peritrophin-48. Lineage: Eukaryota; Metazoa; Arthropoda; Insecta; Diptera; Drosophilidae. The transcript has 2 exons. Gene Ontology annotation, cellular component: extracellular region. Gene Ontology annotation, molecular function: chitin binding. The coding region runs from base 257 to 1261 and encodes 334 amino acids. The record is from RefSeq and is a predicted model, not a curated record.